GGGAGGGAUGGGGCGGAUUGGAAGUCGUUCGUUCGCAGCCAGUCACUUUGAGCUCCUCCCAUGUGGCUAGAGCGCAUUGUACAGCACCAUAACAUUUGUUCAAUGAAACCAAGAGGGCACGGGAGAAAACAGCCUUUCCUAUUUCAACAUACUGCCAUACCAUCGCCGCAUCUUGCCUUCUCCAAGAGACUAGUAUGAGGAAACCUUUUUGUGUACCAGACCCCGGAAGAAAUUCAGAAUCCUCCAAUAUUCUCUAAAGCGGGAAGCAGCAUCAUGCGCUGCAUUCGGUAAACCGAGUGCCUGCCCCCCCACCUCCUCUUUUUCUCACUUCAUCCGACCAUUGACAAGGACAGCAAGAAGACAGCGAUGGGUUUGAAGCUCCCCACCGCCGACCCGGGGGCGAAGGACUCCAUGCUGGACCUAGAGUGCGAGAGGCACCAACGCCAGCGUGUCCGCAGGAAAAUGAGGCCGCUGAGGGUGCUGGGCUUCGUUGUGAGCCUGCUGGGCGUCUUGUCUCUCAGUGCCUUGACAUGGAGUGUGGGGUGGGCCGCCGAGCCCUCCGGGGAGAGCCUGCUGUCAGGCCCAGCGCCGCACCGGACUCUGCUGUCCACCAAGCACCACAACGACCUGAACGUCUCCGUCGACGCCCCGGUGGCCAUGAAGUCAUCUUACAACGGUAACAGCAGCAUCGGCCAGGGCGACUACCCCACAGACCUGUUCAGCCUGGAGGAGAGGAGGCAGGGCGCCGUGGUCCUGCACAUGUUCGGAAUGAUCUACAUGUUCAUCGCCUUAGCCAUCGUGUGCGACGAGUUCUUCGUCCCGGCCCUGACGGUCAUCACGGAGAAGCUGGAGAUCUCUGACGACGUGGCCGGGGCCACCUUCAUGGCUGCGGGGGGCUCGGCGCCUGAGCUCUUCACCUCCGUCAUCGGGGUGUUCAUCUCCCACAGCAACGUCGGCAUCGGGACCAUCGUGGGCUCGGCCGUCUUCAACAUCCUGUUCGUCAUCGGGAUGUGCGCGCUCUUCUCCAGGGAGGUCCUCAAUCUCACCUGGUGGCCCCUCUUCCGCGACGUGUCCUUCUACAUCAUCGGCCUCAUCAUGCUCAUCAUCUUCUUCCUGGAUAACCUCAUCAUGUACUGGGAAAGUAUCAUGCUGCUGCUCUGCUACGCCAGCUACGUGACGUUCAUGAAGUUCAACGCCAGGGUAGAGGGUGUUAUUAAGAACUUGUUAAACAGGAACCAGGUGGACGAGCUGGAGGCCGCACCGAAGCCGAGUCCCGGGCCGGUGGACGAUGAGAACAAGCUGUCGGCCAAACCCCGCCUCCAGAGAGGGGGCAGCUCUGCCUCCCUGCACAACACGCUAAUGAGGAACAGCAUCUUCCAGCUGAUGAUCCACACACUGGACCCCCUAAGUGAAGAAUUUGCCGAUUCUGAGCUCGGGACUUAUGGAAAGCUAAAAUAUUAUCAGACAAUGACUGAGGAAGGGAAAUUCCGGGAGAAGGCGUCCAUGCUUCACAAGAUGGCCAAAAAGAGAUGCCAGGAUGAGGCUGAUAAGCCCAAUGGGGUCGCGGGCCAUGGAGAAAAGAACAUGCCCAACAGCUCCAAUGUUGAGGUGGAGGUCACUCCCCCCAUGAACGGCACGGUGGCACAAGAGAGGGAUGCGGCUGAGGAGGAGGAGGACGAAGACCAGCCCCUCAGCCUGGCAUGGCCGGAUACUCCCCGGAAGCGCCUCACCUACCUCGUCAUUUUCCCCAUCGUCUUCCCGCUCUGGCUAACGCUCCCAGAUGUCAGGAAGGAUACCUCUCGGAGGUUCUUCCCCAUCACGUUCCUCGGCGCCAUCAGCUGGAUCGCCUGUUUCUCCUACCUCAUGGUGUGGUGGGCACAUCAGGUCGGAGAAACCAUUGGGAUUACGGAGGAGAUAAUGGGACUGACCAUUUUAGCAGCGGGCACCUCCAUCCCGGACCUAAUCACCAGUGUGAUUGUGGCGCGGAAGGGACUCGGGGACAUGGCUGUGUCCAGCUCGGUGGGCUCCAACAUCUUUGACAUCACUGUUGGCCUGCCAUUUCCAUGGCUACUCUACUCAAUUAUCCACGCCAUGGGGCCCGUAACGGUCAGCAGCAACGGCCUCUUCUGCGCCAUCGUGCUGCUCUUCCUCAUGCUCCUCUUCGUCAUCAUCUCCAUCGCCGCCUGCAAGUGGCGCAUGAGCAAGGUGUUGGGCUUCACCAUGUUCCUGCUGUACUUCGUGUUCCUGGUGGUCAGCGUCUUGCUGGAGGACAAGAUCCUCGUGUGUCCCGUCUCCAUCUGAGGGACCCCCCCUCCUCUCUGUGGCCUGCUCUGAAGCCACCUCCCA
Molecule: messenger RNA, 2346 nt
Organism: Megalops cyprinoides (Indo-Pacific tarpon)
Lineage: Eukaryota; Metazoa; Chordata; Actinopteri; Elopiformes; Megalopidae
Product: sodium/potassium/calcium exchanger 2-like
Exons: 12
Coding region: 367-2301 (644 amino acids)
Biological process (GO): intracellular calcium ion homeostasis; long-term synaptic depression; calcium ion transmembrane transport
Cellular component (GO): membrane
Molecular function (GO): calcium, potassium:sodium antiporter activity; calcium channel activity
Source: RefSeq, a predicted model, not a curated record